Caenorhabditis briggsae is the source of this 195-nucleotide messenger RNA. Lineage: Eukaryota; Metazoa; Nematoda; Chromadorea; Rhabditida; Rhabditidae. Bases 1 to 195 code for a protein of 64 amino acids. The record is from RefSeq and is a predicted model, not a curated record. The transcript has 2 exons.
AUGACCGAUGUCACAAUGGUGAUUCCACCAAUAGUCUACAGAAACUCGCUGACCGUACCACCGACCAGUCCCUUCUUUAUCAGUGAUAAUGGAAUGAGCUCCUACCGCGAUGAGCCGCCAUCCUACAGUGACAUUGUGAGCCGUGGUGUUUCUCCAGUCCCAUGCCAACCUAAAAUUGCACUUCCUGAAGUCUAA